AUGGUCGUAGAGCAAUCGUGUCCGACGACGAAAAGUGUGCCCACUCUGUUUGAGGACGUCGCGGUAAGGUUUUGUCCGGAAAAAAGGGUUUGCGGGCUACUGCCUCUGCAGCGUCAAACGUGGGAGACGAGUGCUGUCAGCGAAGAGUUUCAAACACCUCUGAAAGACUUCUUUGAAAAGGAGUCUGUCAUAUUUUUCUCAUAAAAAAAAGGUUGCCUGGUUUCCUCUAAGGAGGCCCCACCUGUUGCUCAAAACAAGGAAAUCUAUUUUCUUAAGAGAGUUGAGCCUUUCAACUCAGAAAACUACAGGGAACUCCUUCUCUUGUCUCCAUCACCACUUCUGCAGCUGUCAAGCACAGUUGAGCAGGUAUGCGUUCCCCUGCUGUCAAACAACAUCAACAAAAAACAUCAGAUGCCAAAUCAAAUGUCUGAAUGCAUCACUCGACAUGUUGAGAGCAUGUGCAGUAUAACAUCAGUUGUACGGGGACAGAUUCUAGGGAAAACUGUCGUCCCUAUCCCAACUGUGACAGAUUGGAUGGAAAAUUCAAUCCAGGAACAUAUUCUUCAGAGUCCCAUUGUUCAAAAGGUGACAAAGAUGUUGGAGAUGAUGGAUAGCAGCUAUCAUCCAUCAAUCAAGACUCUAGUUGGAAAUGUAUUUGAUGCGUUACAAGAAGCCCAGGACAGCCUCCAUCUACAGCCACUAAAUGCACAUACUAUCUCAGCUGUAAAAGGAAAGAUUUCCUUACUGGAAACAUUCAUCCUUGCCCUGUUUCAAACGCUCUUCCUUAUCUGGACCAACUGCCAGUCUUAUCAAAGACCAGCACGCAUUAUGUCAUGUUUACUGCAGGAACUUUGCAAUCUGCUCAUUGAACAGGCAUCUACAUACCUCUCUGCAGAUCUGCUAGUCAGAGAGGAUCCUGUGGAAAGUCUACAAAUGGUAGAGAGUGCGAUACAAAUCUUCAGAUGUUUUAGAGAAAUUUACCAGACCCAGAGGGAGAGGUUGGCCAAUCAUGUGAAACAUGCACCCUGGGAUUUCCCAUCUGCUAUGAUUUUUGCACGUUUCAACCAGUUCCUUAAUCGUAUGCUACAGCUGGAGGGCUUGUUUGACAUUAUACUGGACUUUCAGAGGAUGGAAAAGCUGGAAUUUGGUGGGCUUAAAGGGAAACUCUACAGUGAGCAUGCUGCUCAGAUGUACAAAGAGUUCAGUAACCACUGCCAAGUGUUGAGGCACAGUGACAGCCCACUUGCCUUUAACUCUCAGGAUUUUGAAAAUGAGUAUAAGGAUUUCAAAGUGUGGAUUGUGGACUUUGAAGGCCACCUUGCCAGCCUUCUGUGCUUGGCUUUUAAGGAUUAUUCAGGACUGGAAUCAUCUUUCAAAAUGGACAGUGGUCUGACGAAGAACAUGGCUCACACAUCUGGAGCUUUGAUGUGGGCAAAAAUGCUCAGAGAACGUAUUCAAACACCAUGGGAAAAAAUCAGAUUACUGUUUGACAUGUCAGUAAAAACACCUGACUAUUGCUUUAAAAUGACAGUUGUCUCACAGUUAUGCAACAUUUCCAGGCAUGCAGAAGGUGGUGAGAUGGUGAAGGAGUACAACAUGUACAUGGAGAUGUUGAGUCUCCUGGAUCAAUAUGAGGAAGACAUUUAUUCUGGCUGGUGUAAUGGUUUAGAGCAGGCCUGCUUGGUUAACCUGAACCGGCCCCUUAUCUCCAGAAAUACCUCAUCUGGCCUGGUCUCAGUCAAUUUUAAUCCUAAGCUGAGUGAAGUCUUGAAAGAUGUGAAAUAUAUUCAGACUCUCAGUCAGAUCAGCAUCCCUGCAGCUGCAAUGACUGUUUUUGAUAAGCGUGAAAUGUUCACAAAGUAUGUGAGCAGUCUGCAGCUGUUAGUACAAUGGUACAAUAAGCUCAAGCAGACAGUCCUAGAGUAAGAACUUCCUUUCAUCCGAGCUGAGCUGAAAUCCAUAGACCUGCAAUUAACAAGAGCAGAGACUGACCUGACAUGGCAGGAUCUGGACUGCCAGAGUUUCAUCACCACCACCAAAGACCUGGUCUAAGACCUUGUAUGUCAAGUCAGUAGUACCAAGUAAAACUGUGCAGCCAUUCAAUCACUGAUGAAAGGAUGGAGCAAACAAGCCAUGUUUUGCAGAAAGGACAGCAAGAGCUCACUCAUACAGCUGGAAGACAGAGGAGACCAUAUCAACAAGAAGUACAGUGACAUGAAGGACGGAGAUUCUAUCCAUGAGCUGGUGCAGGAGAAUAUGGUCCUUUUCCAUGCUGAGCCUCCCUCAGAAGCAUGGCAAUCCUACCUGGAAUAUGUGGAUGAGAUGGUAGUGGAGGGGCUCUUCAGCUACAUCAGCCACUCUCUUCAGUUCUUUGUGGACAACAUUGAGUCAUGGCCAAACCAGGCUCCUCUGUUUGAGGCUCAGUUGAUGCUGAAUGGCUUGGAAAUGGUCUUCCUUCCCUCACUGGAGCGGGAUGCAGGGGACGGCCUCUACGAAUUGAUAGAAGGAAUGGUAGGAGACAUAUUCAAGACUUCAGAUGUACUGGAUGACAUGCUAGAUUUGUUGGACCUGAGACACGAAAUAAUGGAGCGAGUGGAGAGUGUCCUGAAGAAAGCGAUAAAUUACCAGAGAAAGUUUGACUGUUAUGCCUAUCUGUGGCAAGAUGACAGGGCUGAGUUUCUCAGCCAGUUUCUCCUGUAUGGAUGUGUACAGAGAGCUGAGGGGAUGAAGGUUCAUAGAGCAGAUUCAUUCCCUGAGAGCCCGCCUACAAUCGAUAACUUCGAAGAACAGAUAGAUUAUUUUGAGGAUCUCUAUGCUGAAAUUUCCAAGCUUCAAGUUUUCAAUGGAUGGUUUCAGCUAAAUAUCAAGUUCUUUAAAGUCAGCCUCCUUAACACUGUAAAGAAGUGGAGCUGGCUUUUCAAAGAGCACCUCCUGAAAUAUAUCACUAACGGUCUUGAUGAGCUGCAAAUGUUUGUCUGAGCCACUGUUGAAGGGUUAAACCAUCUUGUGGCUAAAGGAGACCACCAUGACUUGGUGGAAGUUAUGAGUCACCUGCUGGCAGUCAGAGACAGACAAACAACCACAGACAAGAUGUUUGAGCCUCUGAGUGACAAAGUAAUCCUCCUGGAACGAUAUAGAGUGACCAUACCAGACCUGGUCUAUUCUCAGAUGGAGGAACUCCCUGAGAAAUGGUGUGGGGCUAAAAAACUGGCCUUAAAAGUGAGGCAUGAGGUGGCACCCAUGCAGAAUGCAGAAGUGAUCGUUUUACGGAGCCGGGAGAUGUUCAGAGCAACUGCACCCUUCAGUUACAAUGCAGUGCAUCCCUACAUCAGUCUGGAGAAAUGUGAAAAAGAAAUCCGAGACAUGGAGAAAGAAGUAGCAGAGAUCCGGGAGUCCUCAAAUCUAUUUGAUGUUACUAUUCCUGACUACAAAGACAUCAUGCUCUGCAGAAGAGAGAUCACUGUCCUCAAAGAACUGUGGGAUAUUGUUGUAUUUGUGCAGAGCAGUGUGAAAAACUGGACAAUGACCAAAUGGAGACAGAUAAACGUGGACCAGAUGGAUGCAGAAUUGUGGAGGUUUGCCAAGGACAUACGGAAGCUUGACAAAGAGGCUCGUGUGUGGGAUGUGUAUUCAGGUCUAGACCUUUAUGUAAAGAACUUGUUGACGUCACUGCAGGCCGUGAGUCAUCUACAGAACCUGGCAAUAUGCGAGCGCCACUGGGUGCAGCCAAUUUGAACAACACAGAUGCUUAUCACUGUGACUGACAGUACCACCUUGGAAGCUCUCCAGCUCCAUUUGUUCGAAGAUGAAAAUCGCAACAUUGUGGAUAAGGUAGUCAAAGAAAUGGCCAUAGAGAAGGUUGUCACAGAAAUAAGUCAAAUGCGGGCAUCAAGGUGGCUUGCCUAUGAAGAUCAUUACCAAACUUCUGUCCCACUUCUUAAAUGUGGCGAGGAACUUACUAAAGUUCAGCUCCAGGAUGUCUGUCAGAGGAAGCAUGUAGAUGACUUUCUGUUCCAUGUGCUGGACCCACAAAAACAGCUGACUGUGGCUGACUCUGUGCUGGUGGUCACGAUGAAAGUCCAAAGGACAUGGGGCUAUCUGGAAAGCAUCUUCAAAGGCUGUGAUGACAUCUGCCAACAGCUCCCUACAGAUGCACACAGGUUCCAAGCUAUAGAUGGAGAAUUUAAGGAGCUAAUGUUGGACAGUGCCAAGACCAAAAAUGUCACUGAGGCUACCAACAAACCUCAUCUAUUUGAGAAGUUAGAGGAUCUACAAAAAAGGCUGGGAAUGUGUGAAAAAGCUCUUGCUGAAUACCUAGAGACAAAGAGACUUGCCUUUCCAAGAUUCUACUUUAUUUCAUCUGCAGAUUUGUUAGACAUCCUUUCUAAAGGGAGUCAUCCCAGAGAGGUAACUGUCCACCUCUCAAAAUUGUUUGACAACAUGUCUGAUCUUGAGUUUGUCCAAAAUGAACAGCUGGAUAAUCAUAAACUUGUGUCGGGCAUGUACAGCAAAGAGAAGGAAUAUGUCCCAUUCCAUACUGAAUGUUGCUGUUUUGGGCCGGUGGAGGCAUGGCUUACACUUCUUGAGGAGUCUAUGAAGGAAUGUGUAAGGGGUCACCUGUCUGAGGCUGUGUCUGUGUACAAGGAAAGGCCCAGAGAGCAGUGGAUUCUCGACUUCCCUGCACAAGUGGCUCUGACUGGAUCUCAGAUCUGGUGGAGCAAUGAUACAGAGCUUGUGUUUAAAAGACUGGAGGAGGGAUUUGAGGACCCCACGUCUAGUCACCCUCACAGACUGUUUAGAUGCUACAUUACCUUGACGCAGUCACUUCACCUGACCAUGAGUGGAGCCCCAGCAGGCCCCGCUGGAACAGGGAAGACUGAGACCACUAAGGAUCUUGGCAGAGCCAUGGGCAUCAUGGUAUACAUCUUCAACUGUUCUGAACAGAUGGACUACAAGGUGUGAAAUUCACCACACAUUGGAAAUAUCUACAAGGGUAUGGCCCAGACUGGGGCAUGGGGCUGCUUUGAUGAAUUCAAUCGUAUUGCUGUGGAUGUUCUGUCAGUUAUAGCAGUGCAGGUCAAAACUAUACAGGACGCCAUUCGCUCUAAAAAGAAAAGGUUCCUGUUCCUCGAUAAGGACACUGUCUUAAAGCCUUCUGUGCGGAUUUUCAUCACUAUGAACCCUGGCUAUGCAGGCAGGACAGAGCUACCUGAGAACCUCAAGGCUUUAUUCAGACCCUGUGCCAUGGUGGUGCCUGACACUGAACUUAUUUGUGAGAUGAUAUUGGUGGCAGAGGGGUUUCGUGGUGCUAAGCUUUUAUCGAGAAUGUUUACCAGUCUGUACACUCUCUGUAAAGAACUGCUCUCCAAGCAGGACCACUAUGAUUGGGGUUUGCGUGCUGUUAAGUCUGUUCUGCUUCUGGCAGGGGCACUGAGAAGAGGAAACAAGAUGACACCAGAGGAUCAGGUACUGAUGCGUACUCUGAGGGACUUCAACAUACCUAAAAUUGUGACUGAGGAUGUGACUGUCUUCUUGGGUCUACUUGGAGACCUGUUCCCAGGCCUGGAGGUGAAAAGAGAGAGGAGCUGUGAAUUUGAAAAGGCCAUCCGUAAGACCACACUGGAGCUCCGACUCCAGCCUGAGGAACCAUUCAUCCUUAAGGUCUGACAUUUGGAGGAACUCAUGGCAGUGCGUCAUUCUGUCUUUGUUGUGGGAAAUGCAGGGACUGGAAAGAGCCACAUAUUGAGAGUUCCUCAUAAAACCCAUACAAACUUGAGUAGGAAGCCUGUAUGGAAUGACCUCAAUCCAAAGGCAAUAGACAGAGAUGAAUUGUUUGGCUUCAUCCAUCCUGCUACUCGAGAGUGGAAAGAUGGUUUGCUUUCAUCACUGAUGCCAGAGCAGGCAAGCAUCUCCCACCUAGGACCUAAGUGGAUUGUGUUGGAUGGAGCCAUUGAUCCGAUGUGGAUUGAAUCACUCAACACAGUGAUGGAUGACAACAAGGUCAUGACUAUGGCCAGUAAUGAACACGUGCCACUUACCUCUUCCAUGCGACUGGUAUUUGAAACCAGUCACCUAAGGACAGCCACUCCUGCUACUGUGUCCAGGGCAGGAAUCCUCUAUGUUAACCACCAGGACCUGGGAUGGAAUCUGUAUGUUGCCAGCUGGAUUGACCAAGGAGAAUGAAGACAGACAGAAAGGGCCCACCUCACCAUACUGUUUGAAAAAUAUGUUCCUCGUUGUCAAGAAAAAAUUAGAAACACCUUCAAUACCAUCACUCCAAUUCCAGAGAACUCUAUGGUACAGGCACUCUGCAAUUUGCUUGACUGCCUUCUAACACCAGGAAAUAUUCCAUCUGAGUCUCGACGUGAGCUCUAUGAGGCCUACUUCACCUUUGCCUGCAUCUGGGCUUUUGGUGGGGCCAUGUAUCAAGAUCAACUCCAUGAUUACCGGGUAGAGUUCAGUCACUGGUGGACCAAAGUAAUGAAGACAGUGAAGCUACAAGCACAGGGGACAGUAUUUGACUACUGCCUCGACCCUCAAACCAGACGGUUCCUGCCCUGGAGUGAUACUGUGCCUCUGUUUCAAAUGGAAACUUGUACACCUUUACAGGCUGUUCUGGUACACACAGCAGAGACUGUGUGUCUUAGGUACUUCAUGGACUUGUUGCUGGAGAAGAGACAGCCUGUGAUGCUUGUGGGGAAUGCUGGAGUGGGAAAGACUGCACUUGUCAGGAACAAGUUAGACUGUCUGCCAGAGAGUUACAUGACCACAAAAGUACCCUUCAACUACUGUACUACCUCCCUCAUGCUGCAGGGGAUCUUGGAGCAACCAUUAGAGAAAAGAACAGGCAGAAGCUACUCCCCUGCAGGCAACAGAAGGCUGGUGUACUUUAUAGAUGAUAUGAACACAACAGCUGUUGACAGUUAUGGAACAGUGCAGCCUCAUACACUUACACGCCAACAUCUGGAUUAUGGGCACUGGUAUGACAGACAGAAACUAACCCUAAAAGAAAUACACAAUACCCAGUAUGUUGCCUGUAUGAAUCCACCUGCUGGGAGCUUCAAUAGCAACCCCAGACUACAGAGACAUUUCUCAGUGUUCGUGGUGAACUUUCCUUCAUCAGAGGCUCAGAUGUCGAUCUUCAGUCAGAUCCUGUGUAGCCACCUGAAGCAGCAGCUUUUCAGUCCACUGGUUCAGAGGAGUGCUGCGGCUGUGGUCCAAGCUGCUAUAACUCUUCAUCACAAGAUGGUUCACAGCUUUCUGCCCACAGCCAUCAAAUUUCACUACACAUUUAAUCUACGAGAUUUUUCUAAUGUCUUUCAGGGAAUUCUAUUUACUGGGCCCAAGAGUGUAAGGGACAGCACUGAACUGGCACUGCUGUGGAUCCACGAGUCCUGCAGAGUGUACUCAGACAGACUGGUAGAUGAUAAGGACUUGCAGCUAUUCCGGAAGCUCCAGAUGGAGACUGUGCAUGAAUGCUUUGAGGGACUGGAGGACAAAAAGGACAAAGCGCCCCUCCUCUAUUGCCACUUUUCCCAAAUGGGUGAGGAAGCCUCCUAUGCUCCUGUUACAGACUGCUCUGUGCUCAGGACCAUCCUUACAGAUGCCCUGGAGAGCUACAGUGAGCUCAAUGCAGCCAUGAAUCUGGGGUUGUUUGAAGAUGCCAUGUAACAUGUCUGUCGCAUCAGUCGCGUCCUGGAGUCUCCAAGGGGUCAUGGCUUACUGGUUGGGGUCGGGGGCAAUGGGAAGCAGAGCCUGACGCGUCUGGCUGCCUACAUAUCCUCUGUGGAAGUCUUCCAAAUCACUCUAAGUAAAGGUUAUAGCAUCCAGGACCUCAAGAUGGAUCUGGUAGGCUUGUUCCUAAAGACCGGAGUGAAGAACCAGGGUGUGGCUUUGCUCCUGACUGAUGCACAGAUACCCGAUGAGCGGUUUCUGGUCAUUAUUAAUGACUUACUGGCAGCAGGAGAAAUUCCGGACCUCUUCAGUGAGGAGGAGAUUGAAGGUAUCCUGUUGGGUGUGAAGGCUGAGGUCCGAGCCCUGGGACUGCUGGACAACAGGGAUAAAUGCUGGAGAUUCUUUACCAACUGCGUCCAACUAAAGCUCAUGGUGGUACUGUGUUUGUCUCCAGUGGGCAAUGACCUUCGUGUUAUGGCCCUUCAAUUCCCGGCCCCUGUACAAUGCACCACUAUCAACUGGUUCUAUUCAUGGACCACUGAUGCUCUGCAGCCGGUCAGCUACAGGUUCAUCCAAGAGAUUGAAGGCAUUGAGCCUGCCGUCCAGGAAUCCAUCAGUCUUUUCAUGGCCUAUGUUCACACCAGUGUCAACCAGGCAAGUGAAAAAUAUCAGCGCAAUGAGAAGAGGUACAAUUACACCACCCCCAAGAGUUUUCUCCAGCAAAUCACCUUGUACAGAAACCUUCUGGAGAAGAGUCGGGCUCAACUCCAACACAAGAUGAACCGGCUUCACGGCGGCCUUCAAAAACGUCAAACCACUGCUGCUCAGGUUGAGGAUCUGCAAGCCAAGUUGGCAUCCCAAGAAGCUGAACUGACCUUUAAAAACCAGAAUAUUGAGGCUCUGACUAUAAAGAUUGGACUGCAGACUGAGAGGAUUAGAAACAAGAGAGAGGCUGCAGAUGUUGAGGCAAAAAAGGUUGCUAUCAUCCAGGCAGAAAUAUCAGUCAAACAGAAGGACUGUGAAAACGACCUAGCCAAAGCAGAGCCAUCACUAGCUGCCACAGCACCCCUGAACACACUCAACAAGAUGAAUCUUACUGAGCUGAAGGCCUUUCCAAACCCUCCAGUGGCAGUGAUCAAUGUAGCAGCAGCUGUGAUGGUUCUGCUAGCCCCCUGUGGUUGAGUGCCUAAGGAUCAGAGCUGGAAGGCGGCGCGGGCCUUCAUGGGCAUUUAAUGUGAGGUCAUUCCAAAGAGGCAUGUUUUAUCACAAGCUAAUGCAGAAGUAGAAACGGCAACAGCCAAACUAUUGUCAGUUCAAAAGAAACUGGCGGUGAGUUUGUUUCUUCUGGAUCUUGAUGCCAGCGUCCAGAGCCUAACAGCUCAGUUUGAAAGGGCUACAGCUGAGAAAAUCAGUUGUCAGGAGGAGGUGGCACAUACCAACCAGACCAUAGAGCUGGCCAACCGACUAGUCAGUGGCUUAGAGUCAGAAAAGGAGCGCUGGUCCCAAGCAAUUGUUCAGUAUGAGAAGCAACAGAAAACCGUGUGUGGUGACGUCCUCCUCACUUCAGCAUUCAUCUCUUACAUGGGUUAUUUUACCAUGCAGUAUCGUGUUGACCUCCUUAACAAUGCAUGGAUCCCCUUCCUUCAGUCUCAGAAGGUCUCCAUACCCCUGACAGACGGCCUGGAUCCCAUCCUCAUGCUUACAGAUGAUGCCACUGUGGCUGCCUGGCAUAACCAGGGCCUGCCAAAUGAUAGGAUGUCCACUGAGAACACUGCCAUCCUGACCACCAGUGAGCGUUGGCCACUCAUCAUUGACCCACAGCAGCAGGACAUCAAGUGGCUCCGAAACCGGCUGGAGUCAGCACUAAGGGUGGUUCGGCUGGGACAGAAAGGGUAAAUAGAUGUGAUUGAACAAGCCCUUACUUGUGGUGAAACAGUUCUGAUAGAGAAUCUGCCAGAAAAGGUUGACCCAGUCCUGGAGCCUCUACUGGGCAGAAACACUAUCAAAAGAGGAAGGUACAUUCAAAUUGGGGGCAAGGAGCGUGAGUAUAACAGUAACUUCCAACUCAUAAUGCACACUAAGUUGGCAAAUCCCCGUUUCCCUCCUGAGCUCCAGGCCCACACCACCUUCAUCAACCUCACAGUGACUCCUGUGGGCUUGGAAGAAAAGCUGCUGGGACAGGUAGUGUCCCGGGAAAGGCCUAAUCUGGAGACCCUAAAGAUGAAGCUUACCACACAACAGAACCACUUUAAGAUUGAGCUCAAGAGGUUGGAGGAUGACCUGUUGAGUCACCUCUUUGCAACCUGUGGUAAUUUUCUGGAUGAUAUUUCUCUGUUGGAGCAACUUGAAAAUAGCAAGACCACAGCCGCUCACAUUCAGUACAAGGUGGUGGAGGCCAGAGAGAACGAGACAAAGAUCAACGAGGCUCGAGAACUAUACCGCCCAGCAGCUGAGAGAGCGGCACUCCUCUUCUUCAUCAUCAGUGACCUCAGCAAGAUUAACCCCAUGUACCAGUUUUCUCUCAAGACCUUUAACUCAGUGUUCAACAAAGCGAUGGAGCGUGCAGAAUGGGAUGAGGAUGUGAGGACCAGAGUGCACACCCUCACUGAGGCCAUCACCUAUUAUGUAUUCCUGUACACCAGCCAGGGCCUUCUGAGAGACAAGUUAACCUUCUUGUCACACACUGCCUUCCAGAUUCUGCUCAAGCAGGGCCUGAUUGAUGCUCAGGAAUUUGACUUCCUACUGCAUUUUCCUGUGGAAGCUAGCAAACUUAGUCCUGUGUCCUUCCUCUCUCCACAUACCUGGGGAGCCAUUAAGACAAUUUUCACAAUGAUGGACUUCAGUGGGCUGGACAGAGACAGAAAGCGCCCGAGGAAGAUCAUUGAAUCCGGUUGUCCUGAAAAGGAAAGACUUCCCCAGAAAUGGAAGAACAAAAGUUCCCUCCAGAAACUCAUUAUCCUUAGAGUACUUCGCCCUGAUAGGAUGACCUAUAGACUUAGGGACUUUGUGGAAGAGAGCAUGGGAACAAAAUAUGUAGAUGCUGCCAGGCUGGAAUUUGACAAAGUGUAUGAGGAAAGUGGCCCUUCAUCCCCUGUCUUUUUUAUCCUCUCACCUGGAGUUGAUCCACUCAAAGAUGUCGAGAAACUAGGUUUGAAGCUGGGAUUUUCCACUCAGCAGGGCACUUUGAACAAUGUGUCCCUGGGACAAGGGUAGGAGGAGGUAGCUGAAAGGGCUCUGAGGAAUUCUUCUAAACUGGGACACUGGGUCAUUCUGCAGAAUGUACACCUUGUGGCUUUCUGGUUGACCUCUCUAGAAGCGUUUCUGGAGACAGCAGCGGUGGAGAGUCACCCCAACUACAGGGUUUUAAUCACCGGGGAACCAGCACCGAGCCCCGAGAAGCAUGUGAUCCCAGAAGGCAUACUGGAGAAUGCCAUCAAAAUCCCCAAUGAGCCACCCACUUGAAUGAAUGCCAGUCUGCACGCAGCCCUCAACAACUUCAGUCAAGACACUCUGGAUAUGUGUUCUAGAGAACAGGAGUUCAACUCGCUGUUCUUCUCCCUCUUCUUUCAUGCUUGUGUUACAGAGCGUGGUAAAUUUGGUUCCCAAGGAUGGAACCAUAACUACCCCAUCAGCGCCAGAGACCUCACCAUCUCAGCAAAUGUCUUGUACAACUACUUAAAGGCCAACGCCAAAGUGCCUUGGGAGGACUUGAGUUUUCUUUUUGGAGAGAUCAUGUAUGGAGGACACAUUACUGAUGACUGGGAUAGAAGACUGUGUAAGACCUAUCUGCAACAAUUCAUACAUCCAAAAACGUUUGAAGGGGAGCUUCUUCUGUGUCAUGGGUUCCUGGCCCCUCCAUUCAUGGACUAGAGUGGUUACCACAGUUAUAUUGACAAGCAUCUCCCAUCUGAAAAUCACACUCUGUAUGGUCUGUAUCCAAAUGCUGAGCUCGAUUACCUCAAUGUCACCUCAGACAACCUCUUAAGGACUCUGCUGGAACUGCAGCCACAGGACUCCUCCAGAGGAGAGGGGGCAGCUCAAAGCACAGAUGAGAAGGUGAAGUUUGUCAUUGAAGACAUCCUUGACAAGCUUCCUGUGGAGUAUAACAUGACAGACAUACUCACAAAGACAACAGAACGAAGACCCUACCUUUUAUUGUGUUUCCAGGAGUGUGAACGAAUGAAUUUCCUGCUAGCAGAAAUAAGGAGGUCCCUUAAGGAGCUGGAUCUUGGUCUGAAGGGAGAACUCACCGUCUCUUCCAGUAUGGAGACUCUGCAGUUUGCCCUUUUCAAUGAUUCUGUCCCAGAUUCCUUGGCCAGACUCGCUAAUCCCUCCACUAAAACACUGUCACAGUGGUUUAGUGAUCUCAUGUGUAGCUGUCAGACGCAAGACUUUGUUCUACCUGCAGUUGUUUGGAUCUCAGGACUUUCUAACCCAAAGUCCUUUCUCACAGCUGUGCUGCAGAGCAUCGCACGCAAGAAUCAGUGGCCCCUGGAUAAGACACAGACUCUGACUGUGGAUGUAACAAAAAAGACAAAAGACGACUUUGGACAUCCACCAUGGGAGGGAGCUUACAUCCACGGACUCUUCCUGGAAGGAGCACGCUGGGACAUUCAGUCUGGAGUCAUCUUCGAGGCAGUUUUGAGGGAUCUGACCCAGGCCAUGCCAGUGCUGUAUGCUAGGGCUGUGCCUGCAGAGAAGCAAGAACUCAAGGGUACUUACAAGUGUCCAGUGUACCCCACUAAGCAGCGUGGUUCCAUAUAUGUUUGGACCCUACACCUCCGAACCAAACAUCCUGCUGCCAAGUGGACUGUAGCUGGAGUGGCGCUGCUGCUGUCUGUGUGA
This is a messenger RNA of Xiphias gladius (swordfish), 12519 nucleotides long. RefSeq names its product dynein heavy chain 11, axonemal. Gene Ontology annotation, biological process: microtubule-based movement. NCBI's taxonomy places the organism in Eukaryota, Metazoa, Chordata, Actinopteri, Istiophoriformes, Xiphiidae. Gene Ontology annotation, molecular function: ATP binding; dynein intermediate chain binding; dynein light intermediate chain binding. The record is from RefSeq and is a predicted model, not a curated record. Gene Ontology annotation, cellular component: dynein complex.